CCUCGCCUGCUGGAGUUGGUCACACACGGCCAGAGGGCUGCAGUAGUUGAGUCAGUCAAGGUAGUUCCACUGUCUAGGGAGAAUGUCAAAGGGAGAGCAGCAAGACCUGGUGGCUAUUAAAGAACUAGAGUCAAUCCUGGAGUCCUGCAAGCUUGAACUGACACCACUAGAUGAGGUCUGGCCUAAUCUCUACAUCGGAAACGUGGCCAUAGCUCAGAACAGGGGUGCAUUAAAGAAGCUUGGCAUCACACACAUCCUGAACGCAGCUCACUUUAAGCAGGGCAGCAUCGGUGACCAGGAUUACUAUGGAAACACCUGUGUGUACUGUGGCUUCCCUACAGAAGACUCGUCCCAUUUUGACCUCAGCCAGUACUUUAAACCUGCAGCUGACUUCAUACACAAGGCCCUGAAGACUAAAGAUGGGAAGGUGUUGGUGCAUUGCAUCAUGGGUAUAAGUCGUUCCGCCACGCUGGUGCUGGCGUUCCUGAUGAUGCACUGUCGUCUGCCGCUUCGCACCGCGCUCAAACAUGUGACCCAGCGACGCGCCAUCUACCCCAACAGACAUUUCCUGUCACUACUGCUCACGCUCGACACACAGCUCACACGCAAGAGGAGACUAUGUCCUCUUCUCUGACAGUCCUUCUUUCAUCCCUCUCUCCUCCCAUCCCUCGCUCGUCUCACCUCAUAUCUAUCUAUCCAUCUCACACACAAUCCUUUAUACUGGUUGAAAAUAUGUAGUUGUAGGACUUUUACAGUAGGUACAAACUGGUAUUAAAGCACAGCAUGUUGUAUAUACUGUAUGUUGUAUAUACACAGCAUGUUGUAUAUACUGUAUGUUGUAUAUACACAGCAUGAUGUAUAUACUGUAUGUUGUAUAUACACAGCAUGAUGUAUAUACUGUAUGUUGUAUAUACACAGCAUGUUGUAUAUACUGUAUGUUGUAUAUACACAGCAUGAUGUAUAUACUGUAUGUUGUAUAUACACAGCAUGAUGUAUAUACUGUAUGUUGUAUAUACACAGCAUGAUGUAUAUACUGUAUGUUGUAUAUACACAGCAUGAUGUAUAUACUGUAUGUUGUAUAUACACAGCAUGUUGUAUAUACUGUAUGUUGUAUAUACACAGCAUGAUGUAUAUACUGUAUGUUGUAUAUACACAGCAUGAUGUAUAUACUGUAUGUUGUAUAUACACAGCAUGUUGUAUAUACUGUAUGUUGUAUAUACACAGCAUGAUGUAUAUACUGUAUGUUGUAUAUACACAGCAUGAUGUAUAUACUGUAUGUUGUAUAUACACAGCAUGAUGUAUAUACCAUAUAAUGCGGUAGCAGGAUUCCAUGGAGAUAAUGUCGAUGCUCAAUGCCUUUUAAAAUCAAAAAUAUCUAAAGAAUUUGAACUUUUCAAUAUCCCGGUGUUAGCCAGUGGUGAUAGUUGAACCUGCUGUGAGUUGUGCAGCUGAGCAUUGUCUCCUGGGAAUCAGUAGAAACACUAAUAAUGAGAUUACACAAUUAAAAAGGCAC
Molecule: messenger RNA, 1513 nt
Organism: Oncorhynchus keta (chum salmon)
Lineage: Eukaryota; Metazoa; Chordata; Actinopteri; Salmoniformes; Salmonidae
Product: dual specificity protein phosphatase family protein
Exons: 3
Coding region: 83-634 (183 amino acids)
Biological process (GO): negative regulation of MAPK cascade; protein dephosphorylation
Cellular component (GO): cytoplasm
Molecular function (GO): protein tyrosine/serine/threonine phosphatase activity; MAP kinase phosphatase activity
Source: RefSeq, a predicted model, not a curated record